ACAAACAACAAGCUCCAAUACAUCCGUCAUACUCCAAGUUUCAAUCAGCCACAGUUAAUCUCCACCACAAUCUCUCCAAAACCUGAAGCACGCACAGUCCCCGAACCACCCUAUUCACCCACACACCGAGCACUCGCAAACGCCCACCAGCCGCACUCUUGAGGGAGGGCCAUCACUACUGUACUAGUACAGCUCAGCUACCGCAAUGAAGGUCCUGAACCCCCGAACAGCCUUCCUCAGCGACUACGAGGUCCUAAAACACCUGACAGAGACGAAAGCCCGGUACAUAGCGCUCGGCCAAUCCCAAGGCACAGCUCACGCCAUGAAAUCCAGCAAUCUAGAAACCAUAAUGAAAGAAGUCCUACCCCCCCCCCCUCCUCUCCUCCCUCUUCCCCCUCUCCGUUCCCCUUCUAACAGCUUUUCAUUUUCAUUUUUUUUAGCACAGGUAAGGGACUACCUCCAGACCACCCCAGCCGCAACCCAAUCCGAAGAAGCGAUAUCAAACUUCAUGCACGAGAUCUCAACCUUUGCGCUGGAGAAGGCGGAGUUGCUCAUGAUGGUGAAUUGCCGGCCGAGUAGUAUCGCCGAGCUGGACUGCAUCGUGGAGGAGAUGGAUCAGAGAUUCUCCGAGGAGGAGUCUGCUGAGAUGCUGAGGGUUGUCAAGAGGAAUUUGCCGCCCGGGCCGAAGGAGGGGGAUGUUAUUGGGAGUGGGUGAUUAGUAUGAGAUUGUUUUGGUCGGGUGGUCCCGGGGGGGGAGGCGGGGGUUGGCUUGUCAAACCUCGCUGUCCCGGAAUUCGAGAAUACGGAUACCUCGCUGUCCCGUACGAAAUUCUCCGAAUUCAAAAAAAAAUUCACACCAAAGCUUGACCCGUUGUCCCAGACAGUUCGGAUUUUGGUCGCCUGAGAUAGCGAGGUGCGGCUGCACUUAAUGGCUAUGGCUUUGCGUGAUAUGAUAUGGUACGAUCGUGCUGAGGCACUUGGCGGCUUUGUAUGACAUGAUAUGGUACGAGUGGUAUUGGGAUUACGAGUCACGUAUACGCAUUCUGCGAUGAGUCUGUAAUAGGGUCAAGUCCUUUAAAUUUUGAUGUGUAUGUACAAAUUCAGGUAUUACUACCAGUGUCUUCGCGGAAAACCUAGCUUUCCACGGAACGGGGAAAAAUAUCCAUCUCAUCCCAGCACAUUCAAAGACCGAGUGACCAAUUAUGACUACCACCUCGGCUUAUGCCCAAACUGCUCUUC
This is a messenger RNA of Tuber aestivum (summer truffle), 1239 nucleotides long. The record is from the annotation of a GenBank genome assembly. Lineage: Eukaryota; Fungi; Ascomycota; Pezizomycetes; Pezizales; Tuberaceae.